Molecule: messenger RNA, 23627 nt
Organism: Megachile rotundata (alfalfa leafcutting bee)
Lineage: Eukaryota; Metazoa; Arthropoda; Insecta; Hymenoptera; Megachilidae
Source: RefSeq, a predicted model, not a curated record
AAUAUCGGCGUCGUUCCGACGGAAUAAGAAGUUAUUACAACUCGUCAGGAUAUCUCGCUUUAUGGAAAACGCGAUAUGCAUCUCGAUUACCCGACCGUACUCUAAUGAAACUCGAAUUAAGUGGAUUUCGAAGGGAAACUAUAUUUCCUACCCGUUUCGCGUCCACCGCCAUCUCUGUCGAUGAUUCGUUGAAAAUUCCACGAAAAUUUAAGAUCUUCGAUUUCUCUCCUCUUAAAAUUGAUACGGAUGGAAACAGCCAGUGAUUAAAUCGCGCAGACACUACAAGAAUUUGGGGCUUCGACAAUUUCAGGGUAUCAGAAUCUGGGACUUUGAGAAUUUGUGGAUGUGGAAAGUCGAGAAUUGAGUGGAGAGAUCUGGGAAUUGUUGUAUUUGGAAAUUCGAGGAAUGGAUAUUUCGCUGUUUCGAAGUAUUUGAAAACCUGGAAGCCUGAAAAUUAAAAAAUUUCACGUACCGCAACUUUGUGCGAAUAACGUGUAACGACGCUUGAAGCGUAAAAUCAUACUGCGAUCCGUUUUAGAGGUACACGUGGAUGGAAAUGUGAUACGACUUUAGUUUAAGGGAUCAAGAUUAAUCUCUAGAGAAUCCCGAACUCGCUCCCGGGAUUUUCUACGGCAAAUCCUGUGGCGCAUGACUGAAUUAAUUAUAGCCAAGUAAAGAGAGACGCUUACUAUUGAUUAAGUCGACAAUUAUGUUGUCGGGAUAAGUUGAAUUAACACUGGACGGAAUGAUCGGGUGAAAAAUGUCCUCCUAAACUUAAUGAUGUGUGCAAAUAUCGCCAGGCGUUGUAAUAUCGAACAUCUACACAUUUACACAGGAAUAUCGCCACGCGUUGUAUCGCCACGCGCGAACGAUACACUUUGUCCAACGCUAUCGUUGCAUCAUUCGACCAAUAAAGAAUUUAGUCUGUCGCUAAAAAGAUCAUCGCAGUUUGAACUCAACUUCUUGCUCGCUCUCAUAAAAUAUCAGCACACUUUUAGAUACAAGGAAGAGAAAAUUACCAGAUAAUUUUUGAUCAAGUAAGGUCGACUUUAUUUUCAGAAAAGAGAAGUUGUAAUAUUUUUUUGUUCUCGUAAUUAAUAACUCGUUGAAACGAGUUGAAGUAUUCGCAAGAAACGCAACGCGAAAGUUACUUCGAGUCCGGUUUAAAGUUUGCUCGGCGAUAGCUUCGUAUCAAUUAAUUAAUCUAUCCUAAAGCGCUCUACGAUAAAGUUUCGCUACUAAAUGUUUCGACCGACUUCGAAUUUUCUCUCGCGUACACGCUUCUUAGCUGUGACCAACUAUCGUCCAAAUGUUCUUUAGAAAUUAUCGCACGAUCGAGGCUAAUUUCGCUAAUUGGAACUGACGUAAUGUUCUUCGUAUUUUUCAAACUCGUUAAGAUAUAUUUAUUGAGAUAAUUCAAUUUAUCGUGUCGAAUAAACAACAGUUGUGAUUUACAGCCGUUUAUAGGGAGAUAUACGUACGUUUGCUCAUAAAUUUCAGCGAAGUUUGGAAACUGGGGAUUAAGGGAUUUGUCCAUGUUAGAAUAUAGGGAUUCGAUACUUUCGAGUUUCGAGAAUGUUGGGAUACGCGAAUUCUGAUGCUUAACAAUUUUCGUAAUUCAAGAUUGUCAUAGUUUUCAAAUGUUUAUGAAUGUGAGUGUGAAAAGAUUUCUUCGUCCGUGACGUUUUCGUUCGUAGAGGAAGAACAUCUUUUAGACUGGCAGUACACGAUCGCAAGAAUGGUCGACAGUGGUGAGAAAUUGCACGAUACCUGCAGCUGUGUGUUCGGCACUGUUUGCCGAGGCAACGUAGCACCGUUGACCGAACAGUUAUCAAAGAGAAACCCGCGAUCGCCGCGAUAGAAGAAUACCUUCGAAACCGAUCGAGAAUUCUGCACCGUGCAAACUUCGAUUAAUCAAACUGCCAGCCAGUGAAUGAAACGUGUCUGCUAGAUUGUCGGAGGAUUAAAACGUUUCAAGCAACAUUAUUUAUUGCGAGCGUUAUGAAAUUUCGACAUUUUUUACGUCGUAAAUAUCCGAGUAGUAGAAAAGUCACGUAGGAGCUUAAAAAAUGUUGCUUUCGUUCGAGUUCUCCUUUCGGAGCUUGUAAAAUACAUCUUGGAGAUUUAUUAUGCUAGAUUACGUGACUUUUACAGCGUAGCGACGUUAUGGAAUUUUAUUUUCUGCAUAAAAUACGCUUGAUCCAGGUGUUUUGAUUUACAUUUUUGUCCCGUAUCUUUUUGCGAAAUAAAACAUAACAAAUUCCGACGAAUUUCAACAUUUAUUUUUCUCUGAUUUUUCGCGGGACACAGAUAUUGGCAAUAUCAGUAUUUUAUUAUUUUUACGAAAAUUGUAUGUUUACUAAGCUCGGAGCUCUCUGCCAGAUUUCCGAAUUGUAUGAAAGCUUUAAAUUUAAUAUUAGGGGCGUAAAAACGUAAAUAACUGCAGAAGCAUUAAAACAAUGAAAAGUUAAGAAGUACGUGGAAGAUUUAAAAUAUAAAAUGCAAAAGUUCUCGAAUCAUUCGGUUGAUCCUUUAAUCCCUUUUCUCCCGCAGAAAAAUCCAGAAAACACGAAAACUACCGCGGAACAUCUCGACACAUUUUAUUAACAAGUUUUAUUAGGUUAGCAGAUCCAUCUCGCGCAGUAGCUGGAUACAUAACUCGGCUAGCAAGCACACAACUGUUCGAGAGAGGGGUGUAUAGGUGCUGUUAGAGGACGAGAAAAGGGAGAAACGCACGGUGGAAGGGUGAGGGGCAGGUAAAUCCGGGUCACGCCGGGCCAGGAAGCAGUGACACCAAACUCAACCCGGUCACCCUUCGCGAACUGGGUCACCUUUCACCCUUAUUCCCUUCCUUUGCCCGCGAUUCCUCCUUUCCGAUCGUCUCGAUCCGGAAGAACAUGAAAUUCUUCCAUCUUCUUCCGCUUCCUGUCUUCGUUACAUCAGUAUAUUAGAUUUCUGCUGCUUUCCUUUUAUCGCCACUUGUUGUGUGCGCUAGUGUUUCCAUUGGUCAGUAUCUCCGCGUGUUACAAAGCACGGAUCAGCACCGCCUUGUAAUUAGUACACCGUGGAACGAUAUAACCCGUAAGUGGUCAGACGAGUAGAAUAUGACCGGUGUACGUUAGCGCUUAGAACUUCAGCGAUUAAGCUUCGAAAAAUUGUGCGGCGUUAAAUAGAAACGUCGUUAAAAAUGAAACAUCGAACGAAGUAAAUAUUUUUAACCGUUUUACACGGAAAACGAACCGUUUUGUGGUUACACCGACUAUUUCUUCUCAUAAAUCAUGCAUCGACCGCAAUGUUUUCACCAUCGAGUAUUUGUGCUCGGAUAAUCCUCGAGUUUCUCAUUUAUAAUGUACGCGUGGGAGGUUUUGUCGAUGUUUGAGGGUGAAUUUCAUAAACGUACGAGGGCAAAUACAAAUAUAGCGCGUAUAACAAACGUAAAUACAAUAAAUAUAACAAGUAAACGGGACGCGAUACGUAUUAUGUACAGCGGUUUUUUAUGGCGGAUAUUUUGCCCGUUCGUUAGAAUGAAAUUGCAGAGAGUGUUGCUUUCCAUAGAAAAAUCUACCAGAGCGAUGUUUUUUUUACCAAGUAAAUGGAAUUUAUGACGAGGAAACGGGUCGUUAGCGUAAUUAAACGUCCAGUUGUUUUUCUGUUUAAAUAUGCUUCAUUUAUUAUUCUUUAUUUCCAUUUUUUAUUUUGUUCUCGACACAGAACUGGUAUGCACUUGUUUUCCCGUUUAACAGUGACAACUAAUGAUUCGCUUUAUUUCGAGGAUUCGAUUUCAUCCGAUUCGAUUGAACGCGAAUGAUUUCGCACGAUAAAACUUGGAACCGUUCGAUUGUACACGUUUUAAUUAAAUUCUACGAAUAUAGACACUAGAUAUUGCAAAGUCUCCAUUAAACGAUUCGGUGACUGAAAAUCAUAUCCGAUCGAUCGAUGUCGAAGAAGAAUAUUUUUCGACCUCGAUAUUUCGCAACAUCUAUUCGGAGAAAUACGAAAUCGUUGGAUUUGCCAGCGUUCGAUCGUUUCGAGGCGAGAGGAGAGAAUUUCACACGCGUGGGUUUCGAGAACGUCCGCUUAAGCUGAAGCUUUUUGCGCCGCGUAAAUGGAUAAAGAUCGAGGACGGCCACGUCGUUUGCGAUUCCCUGGAAAAUGGAAUGCGAUCCACAAAGAAACGGGGAGUGGCUGGUGCGGUCGUUGAAAGCACUAUCGAGGGAAAAUACGAAGGAUACAAAGGCUGCUCGUGUUGACCAUUGCCUCGAUGGGAAAAUAUCUUUCUCUGGAAGCGAUGCUUACUCCAUCAAGUAACCGGUGAAAUUUCUGAUUUUGUUGCCACCGUAACUUAAUAUCCUUUGAUCCACUCCGUGUCUCGUGUUUAACACUUUUUUAACCUGUCUUCAUUUUCGCUUUGAUACCACGAGUGUCUCUCGCUCAACGUAUAAACUUCUAUUACGCGACAAUCGAGUUUGUCGUUCGUCUUUAACAUUGUUUAAUCGUCGAAAUACAAACGUGUACGAACGUGUGAGAAAUCGAAAAUAUCAGAGAAUAUUUCUUAACGGUUAAUCAAAGGAGAUCUCUUCCCAGCGAAUAAUAUUGAAUGACGAGGAGAGAAGUUAAAAAAUGGUUGCAAGGAAGAAGGAUCUGUAUGGGUCGGUGCAACGGAUCGAGGUCACGUUCUUUUUUCGCGUUCACCUGAAAGGGAGAAUUACAGGAGCUUGCAGUUCGUGUCCGUAUAUAACGAGGCUUCCCGCGAAUAGAAAAAAAAAAAUGAAAUUUCGCAGGACACGUCGUAAAAAAGGUUCUCAUUAUUCAACACCAUCGAUCGCAGAAAAUUCAAAGCGAUAACCAGACUGGAAUGAGAAAUCGGCAUUCGACGAACGAUAAAAAAUCGUCGAUGAUCGGUGCAAAUUCUUCCUAAAAGAAUUUGGUUCAAUUUGAUCCUUGUCUCACUGUCUCUCGUAUAACGCGAUACGCCAGGGAGAACAUUACCGAGAUAAUAACGAAAAAAGAAACGAGAGUUUUUCGAAAAGUGGAAUUUUGCCAAAGAAGUUUUAUCGAGAAGAUUCGAUUUCAAGGAAAUCAGCUGCUUAGCCUUCCGAAUUAAUAAAACAGAACCUCCCGAAAAUUAUACCGAGGAAAUUUGCCAAAAACCCACUUUGCAAAAUAGAAUAUUCGCCAGAAUAUUGUUAUGACCAGUCUCGAAGCCAGAAACAUGUCAGAAUGAAAAUGACCCACGAGAUGAACAAACAACGAAUCGAAGAACCUUGAGUUUCGUUCAGUUCUCCGCGUUCUUCGGUCUUCCACCGUAAACUGGAAUAAUAUUUCGUGUACUCCUCCUAACGAAGUUUAACGUCGAAAAUACCUCGAAAACGAAGGAAAAGAACGGAAGUGCGAAAAAUCGAUGCAAUACUCGCGCUGUAAACAACCCAACGACGCGAUCAAUCGGUCAAUUUAUCGAAUUAGAAACUCGAUCAGGAAUUAUUUAGUCCGCAUGUGCAACUCCGUUAGAACGGAAUCGCGACGAAACGAAAUUGCGGUGUGCCGUUGUUUCGAACUAUAAACGAUGUCCCCGCAACAGUAGCGUAAAAGGUCUCGAACGAAACGGAAACCGAGAAGAUUAAAUGUUCCGGUCACUCGACGAAGAUCGAAAACUUGAUCGAUCGAUUAACAAUAUUAAUUACGCGACGCUCGAUUAACGCGCAAGCGGAACAACGAAGUAUAAACUCUGUUGCAAAUAAUUGUCCAUGAACAGGUUAUUCGGUCAUUACGCUCGAUCAAAUAGAACGUCCGCUCUGAAAGAGCAACAAUUUGUGUCUCCGACGCGAUACGAAAUCGAUCGCGGUAUCAAUUCGUCUCGCCAUCGUGCUGGAUUCGUGCUAAAACCGUGCCUUCACGAUUCUCCCCUAAAGCAGCGGCUUAAUUUCGACCGUUUCGUAACGAGCAAACGAGAACUCCGCUCUUUACUUUUCAUUUGUAGAGCCGCUUAGGGCGUUCGCCGACAAAGAAGAAUAAUCCACCGAUGGAAAAAGAUCUCUGGGGACAGGUGAACGGCCACGAUUCGUGCCACUGUCGCGAAGAACCGACGAAAUGACGGAAUUAACUCCAGCAGGAUUAGCGGUUCGUCUCCUCGGGAUCAACCGAACCUCGUGAUCAUUAAGGAUUACGCUCGCUGACGGUUUAAUACCGGACACCGAUAUCCGUCGCGUCCGUCCAGCGCCGCGAACAACUUCAGGAAAUGAAGCCCGCUCGCCUCGGAAAAUCGAUUUUAUAUUUUCCAGAGCGAGCAACGCGCGACCCGACGGCGAGGAUUAAGCUGGCGUAGGCGUACAACCCCGAUGAAAUGCGAGAAAGAGCUUCUAAAUAUCUCUCCGACCGCUGCUUUACCCGGAAACUGACAAUACUGCUGGCGGUUCGUGCUCGGAAAAGUAGUAUAGAACCGAUACGUGAUUGCGUAACAUAGGUAGUGUCACGUUGAAAUAUUAUUUGAUCGUGGAUAAUUAAGCAUUGCGGUCAUUGGAAGAUUAAGAAAGUGGUAUAUCGAGCAAGUACCGUAUAACUUCCGAAUGAUCGAACUAUGCUUUAGUGAUAUAACAAAGCACGAAUAUACUCGGAGGAGUAGCAUCGAUUUAAAGGAUUCGUUUCGACAAUUGAAAGUUCGCGUGACAAUGGAUAGAGUGUCGUCCACGAACAAUAAUUCCUUUCAGUUGCAAAAUCAAGGAAUCGAACCGAUUGUAAGGACAGUUUCCAAGGGCGAUUGGUUAUGCAAGCGCCAGUCAAUUAUGCUAGCGUCGAUGUACAAAGCGCGUUCAGUUUUCCAAGGCUGCCGUUUCUUUGCCCAGUUCGAUUACAAGAUCGAGCUUAAACGCUGUUCAAUAUUCAUCCGGGCGGUUCGUUUAAAGGAAAUCGCUUCCAAGGAGGACAUGCAUUAAUUACAGGCGUUGAAAGAACGCCAAAGAAGUUUCCGAUUAGUUUGACUGGACAGCUCAAAGCACUGCCAUGCGCGCUGGGGAAAUGCAAGAAUCAUUAAUUUAAAAAUAUGUCGGAAAGACGGUAUUCGAAAAACGAAAUCGUUAUCUAUAUUCGUUAAUCGUCGGGCAUCAGUUUCCAGUCGGUUCACCGCAUCGUUCAGUUUCUACGCGAUUGUUUCGCCACUUUUCGCGGAAAAUAAAAAUCUGAUGACCACUAUCCUUGUACCACGAUCCCUGGCUUUGAUAUCGAACUGUCGAUACGUCGACGAGUCGAUUCGACGAUGUAGCUGGAUUUUUUGGCCGACGAUGGAUAAACAACGAAGGAAAUGGAAGCGGAAGAAGAACGCGACCUGGAUUCGGUAGGACGUAACAAAAACAGAGAGAUCGAGGCGUAAAAUAGAAGCCUCGUAUUUUCAUUGCCUUUUUUCGGCUCCGUCUACGUUCGCGGAUUAGAUUUUUCUCUGUCGACCUUAUCGUUGCAAAACUAUUCGAUUAAAUUCCGAUCAAGCGAACGUCAGACUCCAGCUCGCGAAUCAAAUAAAAUAAUCUUUCAUCGAGUUUAUCCGUCGACCGCGAAAAUCAGCGAAGAAUAAAAAUUCUUGAUGGUCUCGCGCUGCUUUCGCAUUCGGUCCACGCCGUAGGUCGAUUCUACUUUUCAGGUCAGACACGAUCAUAAUCUCCUUAUCGACGGCUUCCGUAACUCUCUGUCCGCAUACGUUCGUACCGAUUCUGUUGGUCAGAUUAGGUCAGAUUUAUUCCCCUUUCCACGAAUUCUACGGAUUAGUGUCUGACUUAUCGUACUUCGAUUCUACUGCCCUGGAAACGCACGGUUGCCAUUCAAUGCGACCGGCUUAUUAUUCCGUUACAAUUUCUGAUCACGCGCGGUCCCCUUUCUGCUCGUUUACAAACUCGUACCACUGUUCUGCUUACUCGACUUUUUUACUCCAUUCGACUUCGUCUACGCUUCGUUCGCUGACUAACCAUGCUCUUCUUCUACUUGGCCCAUGCAAUUCUUUUUCUUCUUCUCUUCGGAGUAAAUUGAAUUCUACUCCCGGUAUUAUCGUCGAUAAGUUAUCUUCCUAUCGAAGAUCUCAGAGAGAUUCGUAGCCUCUCCCUUGGCAUUUUUCAAUACGCGAAAUUACGUGUUAAUCAAAUUGAAAGAAAAAUACUCGAAAGAUCGAUAAAUGUUAUUAGCAUAAGCACAGUAGAUAGAGAAUCAUCGAAACGACCUUAUGUCGUAUCUAUACUAGGUCUGCAGGCGCAAUCGAUAGGAUGAAAAGAAAAUUGGAUUUUACUUAAUAGAGAGCAAGUUAAAAACGCGCUCGUAGGUUGAUCCAGUGCGACAUUCGACUUUCUCGCUUGAUAAUUAUUAACUUGUUGAAAAGUAUCGAAUAAUGAAGCGGAGAAAGCGUAUAAUGGUAUAACGUUGAAGGAAAGCAACAACAGCGAAGCAAUAGCAAUAUCGAGGCGAACAACGGUGCAUCAUAAUAGAGAAAAGCCAAUAACCCUCGUUCUUUCCGAGUGACCUACAUUCAAGUCGACCUCGCGGCGUCGAUACAACGCACAAUCUCGACGAGUACCUACUCAACCGACCGUCGAAUGCUUGGCUGCGUUUUUCGAAUGCCUUUCAUCGUAUUAUGCCGUCGUUGAAGAUUAUCAUCGAUCGACGACUUUUCGCGGAAAUGAUCCUUUGAGUUUCCAUCGCGAACACCGGCGACCGGUUCGCUCAUUUUUCUCCGUUUCGCUUCCGGAGAACUCCUCGCGCCGCUUCGGGAAAGCACGCGUCGCGUUCGAGAUUCCACUCGGUCGCUCCGUUUCGAUGACCGUCGGAAUUUGCGGAAGGUGUUUGCCGGCGGACGUUGAAUUCUUCAUUCUCGCGGAUAAGAUUUAAUAUUUCCUUCCGCGUUGAUGGGUUACGUCUUCUCUCCGCUACGAAUGUAUAAAUAUUCACUGGAGAACUUGGAACUCGUUAGCUUAACUGCUAAGGAUUAGUGUUCGCAGUUCAAGUUUCGAGGAUCAGUCGGAAACCGAGGUACAAUAUCUUCGGGAUUUCGUGUAUUAUGAAAGUUCCAACCUUCCGACGAAAAUUUAAUCCGAUAAAACUACCUAUGCAACUUUUAAUUACAAUUAAAUAUGCUGAAACUGUCUGUGCUAAUAGAAUUUUCACGUAGAAUUUAUACAUGACAAUUGCGCGAGUAGAACUACUCGGUACGUGGUUGGUCUUUGAUCAAACUAAUGGAAUAAGUUGAUAGGCAUCCAGAGGCAAGUAAAACGUGUCCGCUGACACUGAACACGAAUGUCCAAACCACUAUCACUGUAUAACUGGAAUAUUUCGACGCGUGUCGAGAACAGUAGGAUGCAAUUAUCAAGAUUUUGGGUAAGAUACAAGAGCCAUCUACCUUCGAACAAGUACUAUAAUUUCCGCGCGUAUUCAGACAAUUAGCGCGCUCAAAUUAAUGACGAGAACGAAACGAAAUGUUACAAAAUCAACGUCGGCGUAACUUUUAAUUGCGGGUAGAAUAUAAUGACCAUUGAUCAAAGAAGAGGAAUCUUGGAAACGACCAAGCCAGUAUUAUACAGUGGUGGCAGAUCAGACAAAUAUAAUAUAAAUCUAUUUAUAUAAGUCAUCAUUUGAAACCGUACUUUGAUCCGUAUCAUCCUCGAUCAGCCUGUCCCACGAAUUUCCUUCCAUCCUUCUAUUCCUGAUCAAAGCGUUAAGAGCCGUCUUUAAUUACUAGCCGCGCCUAUCAACUCCGCUCCAAUCUUCUCUGUUCCUCGCGAACGUUACGCUUCGAACACUCGUUAACUUCAUAUUUCGUCGUCAUCGUUCUCGAUAUUCAAUUGGAAGCCGGUAAAGUCGUGUCCCUCCCGUUAGAGACAGCCACGCUCGAGUCCUCUAACGAUCUCUCGUUUUAUCCGACGGUCAGCUCGAGGAAUAGCCAACUCUCGAUACUGUCGUCGUCGACAAAGAAGUCGAGGACCGUAGGGAAACGAUUCGCAGCGAGGAAGAAGCAAAGCAGCCGGAACGGUCGCGAGCAGACGAUAACGCGACGGGCAAAGAGGCCGACGAGCCGAUGCACCGAGCGGAGGAAAUGACGAGAGAACGGCGGAAACCAGAAAUUCGGUCCGCUGGCAGCGAACCGGGCGCAGGUGGGUGGCUGACGGAAGGUCGACCCGGGGGUUCGAAAACCGGGUCACAACCAGGUCACUGAGCCACCCUUCCAUCGAGGCGUCGCCUCGACGACAAAUAAAAUGGACCGAUCGCUGCACGAUUAAUUAUAAAUAUCGCUCGUCGACUGCCGCGAUCCUCGCGAUUUGCUGGAAUCCAAGAAAUCGCGAUAUUAUGCGCUUUAUACAUAAUGCACGAACCAGAAGUUUCCUAUACUUUUCAAAAGUACCUAUGCAUGCUUCUCGCGACGCUUUCAACCACCUACCCGUAUAAAGUUACCGGUGAAUCGUCGGCUUUAUUUUAAAUGGGUCGACAACUGAUUUUAGGUCAUCGAUUGAUUUUGAACAGGUCACGAGACGAUUUCCCAUGGAUCGCCAGUUAAUCUUCAGCCGAGUCGUUAACGGAUCCUGUCUGCGUUCUGCCGAUUCCGGGUAGAAUCGCAGCUGAUCUUGGAUGAUGGUCAGACAAGUAGUAUAGGUUCUUUGACUAAUUUGACAAGCGGAAUCGUGACUAUUUUUACAGAAAAACGCAUAGUACGAAGCUAAUUUAUUCUCCGCAUUUCGAUUCAAUUCAACAUCCCAUUUUUUCCGCUGCACCUUGACGAAUGCGCGAGCUCGUGUAAAUGGAAAUAUUUCUCAAAGUCUUUUUUUUCGAGCGGGUGCACACUCGCAUCGAUUUCCUCCGCGUUUUUAACAUACGCUUUUCUCUAAAUAGGUACUUCCAACCCUCCCCCACACACUUUUCCAUCGUAUAUAGGUAUAUACGUUAAAAGGGAUGCACCCAAACUCGCUCGCAUCUCGUGAAAAGCACAGCCAGUUCGCUUCCUACAACCAUCGUGUCUGAAUUUCGCUGUAAAUAGAAAGCGUUUCUGAAACGUUCCAAAUUUCAAAAGUUUCAGCGAGUUACACGCGUGAUACGGGAGAACGUACCGAGUCGUUUCUCUCGAUCGACCGACGAUGCGUUUAUUGGCCUGGCUAAUAAAGUGUUUUUCUUUCAUUAUCACGUUGAUUCACUUCAUCGAGAUUCGAUGCUUCUCAGCUCUUUAGAAUUAUUCCUAUAAUUGUAGCUGCGUUUAAACGUUUCUUUCCUUUUCCGUCCUUUCUUUUGUUUUUGAAGUCGUAGUCCUCGUAAUCGAUUACCUUGAGAAUCAUUUCUUUAUUACGCUGAUUGCUACUGUUUUUAAACGAUCGUCAUCGAAGGGGUUUCUUCGAAAGUAUCGUCUAUUUAAUAUUACACCGUGAAUUUUGAUCGUGGUUCAUUUGAGAACGGAGUUAAACGAAGCUCGGCUGCUUAAUCGGUUAAUAACAAACAUUUCUGAGCGAAAAGUUCGUUAAUUCGCGGCGUCGACCAAUUCGCGAGUCUCGCAAACUUUGCGAGCUCGUUAAAAGUGCAAGGUCUUACCGCUUUCAAAGAACCCAGGGACGCGAGAUAUUCGCGAAUCCAACGCCGGAGAAUAAUAAAUUACACCGCGAAAUCGAAGAAGUUAACGAACGCCAUGAAAUUAAUAAUCGAGGAUAAUUGGCAAAGUAGUCGUGUCGUAAUCACAGAUAUCUACCUGGUUUAAUCGUUCUGCGUCAGUCGAUUUGCGGUUUCGAAUUUCCUAGUUGCUCCAUUCGCAUCCAUGGCGAUGAAUAUCGAAGUACGUUCGUUAUCUCGCCUCGAUUAAAUUAGAGGACACUUUUUUCCUUUUUAUCGUCCUGGAAGGCUGUCCCGUUUUUACGUUGCUUUUAAUUGAUAGGCGAAGGUCUCGAGACGGAGAGGCUUCUUCGAAGAGCAACGUCGUUUCGCUCAUUCUUUUUUUUCACAAGAGUACCCUUUCGAUGUUCGAUUUAGAAAAUUCGCAAGUUAUCGGUAAAUUUACCAGCAUUUACGCCACGAUCACCAUCAUUCGAGCGGAAGGGUUAAAAUUUAGGUAGGAAAGGUGGGCAGAAUUUACCGAAGCAUCCCGUAAACAGUUAACCGGAAGAAGGGACAACCGCAAGCUCGGUUAACUGCGCGUUUUCUGCGAAAUAACCCUGAAUCGAGAAUGUCCCACGAAACGGUGCAAGGAUAAGUUUAAUCGAUACCUCGAGCUUCCUCGAAUUUUCAAUAAUUCUUUAAUUAAUAAACGUCUUGAAACGAAGAGAUGGGUUAAAAAGUUGCGUCGUUCCGUGCACGAAUAAAUGUUGUUGCACAAAGUUACAUUUUGUUAAAUGUCAAAUUGUAAAUGGUAACACGAGUGUAAUGGAACAUAAAGGGUUAACGGAAGAUCCAUGGUAAUCAUCGUCCUCAAAUCUCUAUGGUGUGUUUUCCAACUUUUAUACCUGAGAUUUAUUCAAAAGAAGCCACGUUUCCUCCUCUGUUAUUUCCCUCUCUUUUUCGCUGAAUGCAUGAAACGUGGGGUAAUUAGUAGCUACCAACCGAGCCACUUCAUACCACGACCUACUUUUCCCUCCCGAAAAGAUAAAUAAAUAAGAGCUUCCCGCCUUCUUCCUCUGCUUCUUUUUUUCGAGUAACUGGGACAAGAAGAGUAAUCGAUCUAUCGACCGGCGGAACAUGAAGCAGAAUAAUGUUAUAAUAACCAAGCUGGAAUUUUUAAGAUCGCAAAUGUGUCGAGAGAAUUUAUAUUUCGUAUAGGAAUGCAAUUUCUCAGAAAUUUAAGACGGGAAACAUAUUUCAUCCUCUAUUUUCUGAUUCACGGAAUAUAAUUAUUUUUCUGCUGCUGCGAUAUUAAAGUUUCGAAUCGAAACUAUUAUUUUAAUCGUCACGAUCGUUAGUAUGAUAAGUUUGAAUGAUUUCGACUAGAAAACCGUGCAAUUUGAUCCAUCAGGUAGGCUCCCACGGAAUAAAAUUUAACGCGAUAUUCUUGAACUGUGUAUUUAAUAGGGGAAUGGAUAUUUUUUUGCGUGGAAAGCUGUCGAAAGUGGGAAACGCUGUUGGAGUGAAAAUCGAGGAACAAACGAACGAAACGGAAGCACGAGAAACGCGAGACACGGACGGCAAAGUAAAUGAGCGAGGGAAAGAAAAGGGGCCAGAAUAAAUAAUUAAGCGGCCCCGCUUUAAUAUUCAGAACAGAAUGACGGAGGUGCGGAAGAGCGAAGGCGAGCUCUAAGAUAUUGUUCACGUAGAUGCAUUAAUUAAAAUUCCACCCUUUCAUCCGCUACCACCGCCAGCCUAACCACCCUACCUAACGCCACCAAGACAAACUGUGCAGAUUUCGAAUCGUUCCGACCCAUCUACCACCAACUACCGGAACUUCGCCACCAAUUCUCUUAAAAGGAAUCUCUCUGCUUUACGAGCCUCUCCUCUGUCUUCUUUCGUUCGUCCUCGCUCGUUUCUUCUUGCUUCUAACCUACAAUAAUUACAAUUUACCUUUCGUACGACUACUCUUCGACUCGAUAUUACUACCUACGUAAUAGUUGAAAUUUCUUAAUAGAGUCAACUAUACAUUGGAUCGAAACUCAUCGAGUCAAGCAUAGAAUUAUACGUAUAUUUCCACGAUAGCACAUAUUAAUAUCGGCAAAAUAAUUUCAAUAGAAACUCGGAGAUCGUAACAAAAUGCAACGUAUUCCGGAGAUAUUCCAGUAGAUUGAAAUCGCGACAAAGGAAGUGUCAAAACGCGAAACACACUCGGUUCGACGUAUAAACGUCCCGGAAGAAAAUUCCCCGUUACAUUUAUCGUCGGAGUUUCAGAUUCGUUCGCGCGACAACGCAAGGUGUUUCCUCUCUUUGCUUUUCCAUCCGGAAAAUUGCUAUUGACAGGAAAUUUUGAAUCGUGGUUCGCGUGAGCGAACACCGACGCGUAAGUCAUCGCGAGCAACGAUCAAACCGAAGCCGGAAUUUCUCUCGCGUCUUUCUUCUCCGUUAUUUAACCGUGACGGGAACGCGCGAAUUAAAUCAGUUCAUUGAAAAUUCAUGCCGGAUCGAAGUUAUUCGGGGCCGAACUCGUCGGCGACGACCACGUCGCGGUUGAAAAUUCUUCUUCGAGGAUUUUGCUUUCACAAAAAGUAAACGAGAGAAGAUUUUAGGAUUAACGGAAGGAGUGGCAUUCUAUGAAAGCCGACAGUUCGAUGAAGUUCAAAUGGGAAUUAAUGCAUCGGUGUUACGUGGUAAUGGCAGGUGACACGAUUCUGUCACCGAAGAUGAAGCUUAAUAGUUGCUCUGUACUCGCCGCGUUUGCGUCACACAUCGAUACCACGUGUUUGCUUUUAUACCUGGAUUAUUUACAAGCAUCCUUUCACCGACCUUCGUCGUUCCAUCAAAACUUCUUCGAUCGCGCGGUCCGUUAUCAUUUUCGUAAAACGCGUAAAUCAAUUCGAUUCGACCGUCGAUGGACAGCGGAACGAAUCAAUGGACGAAUAGUUAACCAGGGCGAAAUCGGAUCGGAACUCCCCCGCAACCCGAUCAAAUUUUCAUCGGUCCUAGUCACGUAAGUCGUUUAGAAUUUAAUUAUCAGAACGUUGCUAAGAAAGUUACAUCCGUAAGGAAACUGUUCGUCGCGUGGCCUACUUCGAUACACGUGUCAAAGUAAAUGCGAGCCUUUCGACUGCUUGUCCAAUUAGCAAGGCUUUUUAGCCGGCGUUUGAUUAAGCAGCAAAUUGCUUUCAGGCAAAAUUAGGAGGCGAAUAUUACAUAAAAAUGAUCGUGAGUGGGCCAACCAUGUAACAGAACGCUUUUGAUCAAGUUUUACAAGGUAUAUUAGCUUAUCGAAAAAUCAAUUGCAAUGCGUAAAAAUUGAACACGCAUCGGUGUUUAAGAAGACGAAGAAUGCCGAUAAAAGAGUAUAUUUCCUCAGUUUCUGCGAAAUCCAUGAAUCGACACGAGACAAAGGCUAAAAAUUAAUAACCGUGAAUCGUUUCCAGCUGAAAGCCGAAGAAAUAAACUCUUCUUCGAAACUCUCGAUUGACCAUUAAAAGAAACCCUCGACGCGGUGCAGCUGCAAGCCUCUGACAAACUUGCAGCUCGAAAUUGAAAUUGUUCCCGGUUCGAUGCCAAUUCCCGUUCUCCGAGUUUCUUCAAAUUAAAAUCGAGCCUAACUACGGCACCGUUCAAAACUAUUAGAUCUCUUUGUUCGUACAGAUGCCCGAACAAUUCGCCGCCCUUUUAAUCGAGAUAAAUAAAAUUAAAAUUAAAAUCAAUAUCGAAGCACUCAGUGUGUUGUGUGCAUCAUGAUUUUUUAAACAAUCCUUGUUGCCGAUGCUAAUGAACUUUGAUAAUUCGUUUAAAAUUUAUCGGCUAAAUAAUAUGUUGAUCUUCUACUUCGUUUAAACGUCCAAAGCAAUCCGUACGAUCAAAUAUGUACUUUGGACGGCGUUGUAACUCCGAAACGAAACGAAAACACACAAAAUGGAAGCCAGGGUUGAACGUAGAAAUUACUCUUUUCAAGCAAUCAUCCCUUCAACCUUCCGUUUCUCGUACGAAACGACGAGUUCGUGAAGCAACGUGAUUAAUUACGAUAUCGUUUUUUACUGUCGCGGUUCUCCGCCUCGAUUGCCACUUUACUUUUUACCCCAUGUCCCGAAUCGACGACGUUCUUCUACCUUUCGACUCUCUUUCUAAUCACUAGGUCGAAUUUAAUUAGCUAAACGUCCAUGUUACUGAUUUACCUCGGUGUUUCCCUAUUCGUUUCGCGUCCAAAUUUCGAUGACCAUUCACGACGAGUGAAAUACUAAUUUUUCACAGUUAAUGUAUAAUUGAUUAUUCGUAUUUCUAUCAAAUUGGCCAUACGGAGGUAUAUUUUCGAAUAAUGCUUGAAAUUCUUCGACACCGUGUAAAUUUGCAGCCAAUAACGCAACGUUAGAAGCAAUCGCGAGUGAGGAACGACUUCGUCGAGCCACUUCAGAAGCUUUUCAACGACGGUUUUCGUCGGAAACAGCGACUGGCUGCUUUCGAAGGACGUCGAGUGGAGGUGGAGGAGGAAGAGAGGCUUCAGAAGCGGGAAAUAUGUCGUCUGGUUGCGAGAAAAGUUUGUUUCUGACGAGUGAGAGGAACGAGAGAUCCGUUCGAGCUCGAUGGCAGACUCAUUGUUCUCUGUUGGCGAAGUUUAUACCUUCGUACCCCCCGUUCCGUCUCUUCCGACCCCCUUCCUCGCUAUUGCACGCUACCGAAUCGCACGAUAUUAAAUCGGGUUUCGCUUAUCCGCCGAGGGAGAAUUAUAUAAAGUGGCGGGAACGCGCUGCAAUUUCGAGGAUGAGUCAGACGCGUCGUCGCUACCACCGAUUCGGCGAAAUCGAAUUAAAAUAAAAUCGUGAUCUAACAAUUAUAAAUAAAUGCGCUUAUUUUCGAAAGAUGCAAACAUCUCUAAACACCUAGAAAUAAUAUUUAUCUUGGUCAAUUAAUUGAUCGCAGCCGAAUUUUAUUAUGCAACGACUGCAGUCACUGCCGAUUCAAAUAUCCGAAGACACCGCAGUCUGACCUGUUAAUAAUUUGACAAAAAUUGGUAAUCGACACUUCCGUUAAACUAUCGCGAACUCUAUUGAAAUAAUACGGCAGGUAAACUGCAACAGAGUUCGUCGACACUGAUUAAAAUUAUCCGAGGGAGCUGUUACAAUUGCUACUUGUGCAGAUGCAAGAAUGAACAUACGUAAACAAAAAGUACGAGUAGUAGAGUUUCUUUCGUUGCACUGUCUCGUUAGACGCGAGAGGCUGAAACGACUCCGUUAGUCGAGAGAGUCUCGAAAAGCACAUUACUCGUUGGUAAACAGAGAACGGGAGAGAGCGAAAAAAAAAAUGAGGAAAAACGAUCGUUCCACUGGCACCAGCACGCGGCGGUCACUUGUCAAAGCAAACGAGUUAACUCUUUAAGUGUCUACCUUGCGAUCGUAGGAAAACUCUCCGAACCGGAACAUGGAACGCGUGCGAUCCACUCGCCUCCUCUUUCCUCCUCGUCUCCUCGUGUGGAGGUCUCUGUGUGAACGUGUCCACCCGUUGACGACGAAACGGACGUGUCGAGCUUGCGGUCGCACGUGAACACCACGCCCGAGUGGCGCGACUGAACUCGUCUGAACCGUGUCGGAGCUUGACUCCACCGAGGCAUUCGGACCGGCGCUCUUGGACAGCUGGCGGGGGUAUUUUUGAACGGGUGGGGUUGAUAGAAGGGUUAGACAGAACGGGAGGGGUUGUUCGAGCCACCGGCAGAGGUGGUAACGUGGGAGGAGUUCGAGGGAGAAGGGAGAGAGGUGUGCAACGGUGAGAAUGAAACUAGGGGGUGAUAGCGUGAACGGACGAAGGGGCGGAAGGGUGCUACGAGAGGAGAAAAAUCGGGGAGAAUGAAGAAAGCGGGAAGGAGCGUGGAGGAGAACGGUUGCAGCGACGUGGCGGGAUUCCGAGUCGGGGGAAGUGAAUCGAAUUCGUAGAAGUAAUGGGAAAUUAGGAUUUAAUUCGUUAGUAUGGAACGUUACGUGGUCAGAAAAUUGACGCCUGUGGGAAAAGAUUAGACUAUCAAAUUGUGGAAGUACUAUGAAACGGUACAGAGCUGUUGAAAAAAUAUCGUAUGGCUGAUAGGUGGUCAGACAAGCGGUACGUGUAAUCGAGAGGUAUGUAAUUGGACACGUAGCGACGUAUGACUGGAAGGUGGUCAGACAAGUAGUACGAGUCUCGUGGCUGAUGACACGAGUAGCACUACAACCAAGUAGCGCUUGUUUGUCGACAGACCAGACAAGUAGUAUGAAUUUGGUAUAUUGACACAAGGACCGUGUGUAUUCAUUAAUGUAUAAAUCAAUAUCGAAUUAAUAUGGCUUGAUUGAAAAUUCAGGACCAUCGACAACGAAGAUUCGAAAGUACUUGGCGACAGUAGACUUCCGGGUAGAGUUAACAUCGAGGUGUUUCUUACCGUUCAGACUCGUGUCUACAACCUCGAAGGAACGUAGCCGAACGCUUAAGCGGUUGCUAAUUGAUUAAUGUCUCGCGGUGCUUGGUUCGCGUGAAUUUUUAAUGAGAACCGAGCCUGAACGAGCCCCGGCCGACUUCAGAGUAGCGCGAUCGGCUUUCAAGAUGAUACUUUCGAGCCUGCUAGACUAGAGCUGGCCAGAGAGAAAAGCGCGAAGGGUACUCCAGUCUCUUUGUCCGCGAUGAAUGCUCCCUCCUCGAACAGGUAGCUUGUGCUCGCGAGAAUUUUCCUUCGAUUACACGAUGGAGGUUUAACCCUGUAUGCAUAACCUGACGGUGCAUAAACUAGCGCUGCAGCGGUAGCUGAUCAGACAAGUUGUACGAAAGUUGUUAGUUCGGACAAGCGAUAUGUUAGGUAAGUAGACAAGUGGUAUGCGGUUGUCAAGAGGUCAGAUAAGCAGUACAUGUAUAACUGGCAGAUAAUCAGGCAAAUAGUAUACGCCUAUCGGUGGAUUAUCAAACUGGUAUAUUACUGUUAAGUGACAGGACAAGCGGUACAUAAUCGGUACGUGUUUGAACCGGCAAUAUAGGUACGGUAGAUAAUGAAACUAGUAGAUGCAGGACAAGUUCUCUCGCAAAGAUGCUCUUCCCAUCGGACAAAAUUCCAUUAAAACUUUCCGUAUUUCUCGAAAGUGCACUCAAUAUUUUGACCAACAUUUUAAUUCGAUAUUUCUACGUUAUCCCGUAGCGGUACGGUGCAUAGAUCCUCGAAUUGGAUAGAAUUAUAAAAAAAUUAGCUCGCCGACAGAGAAGGUAAUCUCCGAAGCAGAGCCUGACUACGCUCCGCGAGCUAUCCUCUCGAUUACUCUCGGAAUUAAUGUAUAAAUUAGGUAGACACGGGUAUCGGCUUCGGUCGGGUCUACGUUGCCCUAGAUUUCGAGCCUCUCGAAUGUCGGCCCAUUGACCCUUUGCUCGGCUUUCGGUUCGAAAGGGACGGCAAUAAAGUGGGAGAGAGGUUUGGCACGGUAGAAAUUCGCGGACCACGCGAAACGACUAAAAGAAAGUACUCGGCCGACGAUAAAGCCACGGCCCCGAGAUCGAUGGGGUCGUAUUAAUUACAACAGGCCGGAAGAGCACUCGCGGAACACGGCCCUUCCGGCACACUCGAGCGUGCCGCGAGACGAAAUUCGCCACGACGGCGGAAAAAAUGUUGCUCAGGGAGCCAGCUACUCGUCUCGUUCGAGCACAAAGUCCAAGUGUGUUGUGCCACAAACUGCAUCUCGUGUGGAUUGUAUGCGUGUGCAAAGAGGCUUCCGGUGCUUCCUGUUGCCAGCACCGCGAUGGAUGUGCCCAACGAUGAAUAUCAACGACACCGGGGUACGUGAGACUUUUGUUGAACAGUUCCGUUCGGGUACAUUCUUUCCUUCUAUUUCCCGUCGAUUCUUUUUUAUGAACGAACUUUGAUUAACGGCGGUGAUCGAGCAAUCGUGAACCGUUCGAAAGAGAAAUAUCUGAACGACAAGAAACUUAAGGUUCGUUUCAAAUAUCAAAUCAUUAGUGUGAACCGCGACCCUUUCGAGAAUCGACUUGAUUCGAAAAAAUGGCUAGAAAGACGCGAAGAACAUUUCUAAGAAAAUAUGUAUAAGUUUUAAAAUGCGAUAGCAAUUUUAUAAAGUAAUAAGUCACCUAUGUACCGAUCUAAAAUUCCAUCGCGCGGUUGCACGAUGAUAGAUAGCACGGGUUUUACGCAAUCCCGGUUCACGCGAUCGAAGAAAAUUCCAAGAAAACCAGAGUACCGUGGCAGGAUAGUUUUCCACCGACAAAAGAAGAGAAGAAAAAAGAGAAGCGGGAACUUGUCGUUGCAUUCUUGAGCGCGCUAGAACGUAACACGAGGAACGCUAAGAAGGGUGGAAACGAGAGGGUGAAAGUUCGACGAGGGUAGGGAUCGUGACUUCGCGGAGCGUCGACCAGAGGGCGGUGGAUUUCCAACAAUAUGGCCGUCUAACAUCGACACCCCGUGCAAGUCUCCACGAAGCUGACCAGCCGGAUUUCGAGGUGAAGGACCAGUUCGAACGACCAAAUCGACAAGCAUCCCUAAUUCCAAACGAUCGAAAGGAAAGCUAAAACUAUUCAAACUGGCGCCGUUCAAGUUUCCCUUCUCGAAAAUGUCCAAGUCCCGCAGCAGCGAGGAAAAGGACCGGGACAAAGACAAAGAGAAAGGGUUAGAAAACGAUACAGAAAAGGACAAAGAAAGCGACAGCGAGAACGAAGAGGAGAGAAGUCGUCAUCACGAGACAAACGAGGAGAAGUCUAAAGGACAAAACGUUCAACUACCUAUGAAUCAACUGCGAUUGACCAACGAAACUGAUUCCAAUUUAAAGUCGCCGAUAUACGAUUCGAACAGUCUGAUAGCGAAGAACGAUCCAGCCAUACCGAGCUCUCCUCCACCGACUUACGAGCACGUUAUCGAACAGACGCGACUGGAACACGCAGCCGAGGCGCAGAAGUACGAGAGUGGGAAGAGCCUCGGAAACGACGCGUCUGGCGAAGAUAAUAGAACAAAAGCACCCAAGAUCCUUCACAAGUCGAGCAAAGAGUUGUACAGGGCGGUGGCGAAACAGUGGGGCAUCACUUGCAAGAUGAGCGACCAUUGUAGAUGCUUGGAUUGUCAGAGUCGUUAUUUCGACUGCGAAUACGACAAAAACGAGCAUCAGAAGACUGACGGUGGACUCGGUGCUGGUACGCCGAUGUUUAUCUCGGAAGUGAUGCAAGGUUCCGGUUGCGUGCUCCUCUAAAGCACCGGAACGGCGAGACGGUCUUUGCGAGCGUUUCCGCAAAGAGGUUCAAUUGAUUGCGCACAAAACCACAGCUCGGUACAAACACAUUGUGGUCCUUCGACGCUUUGCGAUCAAACGAUCGGCCAGCUGGGAUCUUCUGAAACACUUCUGAAACUCCUACGACAGAAAUAUUAUAAAGAACUCUUUGUGAAUUUUUAUUUGGAAAACUAGUUGCUUGUAUGUAACCAUUCGCGUAUUCUCGAGAAAGAACACGAUAAAAGUGGAUGGUAGUUUGUAUUUUUGUCAGAUGAACUUGAUAUUCAAGGUUAGAUCUUUAACGUCUGAUGGAAGCUGUGCGAACGGUCCAAAUAUGAAUUCAGGAAGGAUUGUAUUUCUUUUUCUUUGAAAUGCCCUGAACAUUUCGAUCUGUCAAUUUUCACUUGGUGGUAGAUGAUUAUUGGCGAACGCUCGACCAAUUCGUAGAAUUAAUAUUUAAAUGUCAUCAUUGUUGGACUCUGUCGCCUACACGCUAUAGAGGAAUCACGUACAACCGCGUGCAACGUGGGUUUCCUUCGGAUCACGCCUGAAGAUUCGAAAACGGCACGAUGGUAUCGAACAUAUUCUCUCUAGGAGGUCAUGACUGUCAACGGACAUUAACCUAAAGAAGCCUAUGCUGCACUCGCCUGUACACGUAUAUUUCGUCUCCCCAGAUCGACAUCAAAUUCUGUUAGAUUAAUUAACUGAAUUAGCUGGAUCAAUUUGCGCGACAAAGUCGCCGUACACGGAGUGUUUUUGAAUCUUUUACAGCUUUUCAGUCGAUCUAGACGACCAUUCGGAUACCUCGUCUGGGGAAUAAAUGAAAAACUUCAAGUUAGACUUAAUAUUAGCUACGUUAUAACGCAGUGUGUACAAGUAAUCUGGAAAUGUAACUACCUUUUUGCUCCGUUAGAUCAUUUUUUCUGAGCCUCUUGUUCGAGAAACGACAUUUAUAUUUAAAUACUUUUUGACUAUCACACUCUUUACACUGUCUCAAUAUUUACAAAAAUUCAAAUCAAUUUCUUACAUAUCUGUCUUACUGUAAUCGACAGCCAUUUUGUACUAUGAAUACUAACAGAAAACGGACGUGUUCAGUUAUUUUCCUUGAGCUUUAAACUUCGACAACGACGGGCUGGCCUAGUUUAUUCGAUACUUGCACCGUUUACAUUUUGAUAGGAGGAAUGCGCAUGCAUUAAUGUACACGCAGUAACGAUGUACAUUGUUACUAUAAACAUUAAACUGUACCUACAUUAUGUAGAAGAGAUCGUUUCUCGAGCAAGAAGAUGAGAUACCGUACGACAGAGGCACCUAGAUAUUAUACGUGUAAUUUAACGAUCGUAAACUCCAUCGAUUUCGAAGGAAAUCGAGACUCGAAACACAUGAAAGUAUUAUAGUAUCGAGCGUCGAGCGAUAACGAAAGAAGUAGCAAAAGAUGCGAUCGUAUCGUCCACGAUCGAAGAUCGGGAAUCGAUCGAGUCAAUCUGAAACAUAAUACAGUACCUGCCUACAUAUAUGUAUGUACAUUUGUCUCUUCGAGAUACAAUACUUGUUACCGAAGAUACUCAAGGUUCUUUUGUACCUCGCGGCAAGAACACGAGAGACACGUCACGAUCGCGAACGGAGGAGUCCAGGAAGAUUUUUGCAAUGCCAAAUAUGUUUUUUCUAUCGACGGGAUGCCGUCUUCUUUUUUACGAACCGUGCGCGAUUCUAUCUUCUUACGACGCGAAACGGUUGUUUGAAACGUCGAGAAACUUUUCGCUAUUCCUUCGCUACGAUCACAUUUCGAGUCCUAAAGUUACAAAUAUUUCAGAUUCUAAUGUUAAGAAAAAAUAAGGAGGAUUUCUCGUCGAGGCAAACAAGCGAUCGCGCUAAUUACACGAUUUUCACGAUCAUUUUCACGCAUAUACGUUUCACUCGUUUCAUUUCACGAUUAAUCAAAAUCUUUAUAAAGGUUACGUAUGUGUGUGCGCAGAAGCGAACUGAAAAGGUGUCAUGGAAAGAUGAAAAUGAAAAAAUAAAAUGAAAACGCGAGAUGUAUAGUAUUUUUCGCACCGCGGACUUGUCAUUAACGUUGUCGUCGGACCCACAAACGAUACAAAUUAUAAAGAUUAUUAUUAUUAUUCUCUGUAAUGUGUAAUAUAUAACUUGUAAUACUCGUAAUAUAUUGUAAUAAUCGUAUCGAAACAUUUAUAUUAUUACGUAACUAUGUGAUGAUUGUAUAUUGGAACGGCGAAAUGUAGAACGAUGUAUUUAAUUGCUCGAGCGAAUUUUCUGUGCGUUAAGUCAAAUAUAUUUUAAUGUCGCACGAUAAUCCGACGAUGAAAUUAAUCCAGCCGUAUCUUGACACCUCUAAGAUCAUCAGAGAUUUUAACGACUUAACGCUGAUACAACCAACACGAACUUUGGAAUUUCUGUAUUUUUGAACAGCGUUAAAACGAAAGAGAAGACCGUAAAACUGCAAUUAGACCUGUUAUAAAGAAAAGUGUGUAAACAUUGUCUUUCGUCGUUGUUGCAAAUCAUCAAUUGCCUCGCAACGAGACCAUAUACGUACCGUCGUAGGACACAGAUUCUAGGAUAAGCUGCAGUUUCGAAACAUGACACACACACAAACACACACACACACACACACGAUUGAAGAAAUUUGCUUUUUCGUUUUGGACACGUGCGAUCUCGCAGCCUGAGCAGCGCGUGUAUGUAUGUCAUUUAUUCCGCGUAUGUGUACGUUGUAUAGACAGCAAAAGGAACGAUCGUCCUGCAAACGACAAGUUCCAUAGAGAACGUUGACUGUAAAACUCGAUGUAUUCUGGUAAGUUCGCACCAAUAAAAACAAGAUGGCCUAAACUAUUAUUGUCCGUUUGAUUCUUUACACUA